GGGGCCGCGCCGGCGGGGAGGAGCGGGUGGCCGCGGCCUGCGCCGUUCGCACUCCCUCAGGACAGCCUUGGGGCGGAGGGCUCCCCCCCGCGCCAUCCUUCUUCCUCCUCCUCCAUCCUCCUUCCUCCUCCCGCUGCAGGCUCAGCCCCGUUCCCCUUUCUCCCCGCAAAGCCCCUGACCUACUCCGAGCCCGGGCCAGAGCUUUCUCCAUUGACAGACAAGAGCAUAUGCCGACUCUGCUACAACUCACAAGGACCUUGGUGUGACUGUAUCCUUGCACUUAUGUGGCUACUCAGUGAAACCGCUGACUCUUCUGUUUGUAUAUGGAGAUCCUUAAUAGGAUUAAUUAGAAUUAGAGGAAAAAUGAUAUUCAUCCAGCAUUCCUGAGUAAUAAGAAUGGGUCCAGAUGUGCCUCUGCUGAAUGAUUACAAACAGGAGUUCUUCUUGAAGCGCUUUCCACAGACUGUGCUGGGAGGUCCCCGGUUUAAAUUAGGCUAUUGUGCCCCUCCUUACAUAUAUGUGAAUCAGAUUAUCCUUUUCUUGAUGCCAUGGGUUUUGGGAGGAGUAGGAACACUUUUGUACCAGUUAGGAGUUAUGAAAGACUACUAUACCGCAGCACUCUCAGGAGGACUGAUGUUUGUUACUGCACUUAUUCUUCAGCUGACAAACCUAUAUGCAAAACAGAAAACAGUGACAAUAGAAAGAAUGCAAAUUCAGAAUACCCUCACAGAUGAAGAUGAGUUUGAAUUUUCCAGCUGUGUAGGUUCAGAGACAGUAAAAUUUAUUAUUCCUGGCAAGAAGUAUAUGAUCAACACUGUAUUUCACUCCCUUCUGGCAGGGGUAUUGUGUGGGUUGGGAACUUGGUAUUUGCUGCCAAACAGAAUAACCUUGCUGUAUAGCAGCAUUGGAGGAACUGUUAUGAUCUUUGUGUUUGGAUGGGUGACUAUAUGUAUAGGCGAAUAUUCGUUAAUCAUAAAUACAGCUACCGAAACAGCUACAUUCCAAGCACUGGAUACUUACGAAAUCACAGCUCUGAUGAGACCUUUCUACAUUUUUGUCUUUAUUACAGUGGAUCUUGCACACAGGUUUGCUGUCAACACACCCAUUCUAGAACAGAUAAACCAGAUUUUGCACAUCAUAUUUCCUUUUCUGCCGUUCUUAUGGGCAGUGGGAAUUCUGCCCCCGCUUGACGCACUUUUUCUAUGGGGAAUGGAACAGCUGUUGGAGUUUGGACUAGGAGGUUCACCUAUGUCAAGUAACACAAAGUUGUUAGUAAUGUUUCUCAUUUCUGCUGGAACAGCACUAGCAUCGUAUUUCAUUCCCAGCACUCUCGGUGUGAUCCUCUUCAUGACUGGAUUUGGGUUCAUACUGAGUCUUAACCUAAGCGAGAUUGGGUUUGCCUUCAAACACACCAUGAUCAGCCAUUUAGCCUCCAGCAAAUCUAAAAAUACGCACAGAGGUCUUAGAAUGCAUUUUGGGUGGAGGGAAUUUAUUUUUUAUUUGACUGUUUUGAUGUUUGCUCUCAUAGAAGCUAGCCUGCUUCAUCAAUUCGCAGGCUUUUCAUCAUUUUCCAAAGCCAGUCCUCAGGCCAUAGCGAGUUACGUUCUGAUCAUAUUACUUAUAAUUAUGUGGAUUCUUAGAGAGAUUCAGAGAGUGUACUUGUUUGGAGUCUUCCGAAACCCCUUUUAUCCAAAGGAUGUCAGGACUGUGACUGUGUUCAUGGAGAAGCAAAGAAGGCUAAUGAAAGUUGGUGUUGUCAGGAGGAUUUUACUAACACUAGUGUCUCCGUUUGCUAUGAUAGCAUUCCUGUCACUAGACCGUUCACUCCAAAAUCUUCAUUCUGUGUCUGUUUGCAUUGGAUUCACAAGAAUAUAUAGGAUGGUCUGGCAGAAUACAGAAAAUGCCCUCCUGGACAUUGUGGUUGUGUCAAUAACACAAAUGGUGGUGUUAAACCCAGAACUCUGGUGGAACAAGAGCCUCGAUACAGGAAUCAGACUCCUGCUGGUCGGUAUCCUACGGGAUCGACUGCUCCAGUUUGUCUCAAAGCUGCAGUUUGCCGUAGCUCUUCUUUUGACAUCGUGGACAGAGAAAAAACAACGUCGCAAAUCGACCGGCACCUUAAUCACACUCAACGUCGUUUUCUUCCCAAUCCUGCUGACCUUCAUCACCAUCUCUGCUCUCCUUUCUUCUCCCCUGCUGCCGCUCUUCACGCUACCGGUGUUUCUGAUCGGGUUUCCCAGACCUAUCCGGAGCUGGCCAGGACCCGUGGGAGCUACAGCCUGUGUUUGCUCCGACACCGUCUACUACCAGCAGAUGGUUCCGAGUCUGGCUGUGGCUCUGCAGUCUGCACUGGCAGCUGGUAGCUUAGGUCUCUCUCUCCCUGGAUCCCAUUACUUGUGCCGUUUGCAGGACAGGCUGAUGUGGAUUCUGGUGCUAGAGAAGGGCUUCACAUACUGCGGUGUUAACAUUAAGGGGCUAGAAUUGCAGGAAACAUCCUGUCAUGCUGCUGAAGCUCACAGAGUUGAUGAAAUUUUUGAAAUGGCCUUCAAGCAUCAGGAGCAGACAAAGAUUCUCUCUCCUAAUCACCAUUUUGGACACAUUUUGACUCCUUGUACUGUUCUACCCGUACGGCUGUAUUCUGAUGCCAGAAAUGUGUUAUCUGGAAUAAUUGACUCUCAUGAGAAUUUAAAGCAUUUGAAAGAUGAUUUCAUUAAAGUGCUUGUAUGGAUGCUUGUCCAGUAUUGUUAUAAAAAAUCAAAAACCUGGGAAAGCCUGGGCAGUGCCGACAAGAACAAAAAAGGAUCAUUUCCAGAAAAUCAGCAUAGCAGUGUGGUAGAAAGAUCCAGGCCUCUGAGGGAAGAAGAUAGUUUUAGCGUUGAUACAAUCGAGGACUGGACUGAUGAUAGUGACAUUUUUGAUCUUGAAACCAGAACGAAAGACAGAAAAGAACCUGGGCAGUGGGGAACUACACCAAGAGUACAUCUGUCUAUUCCAGGAUCUGUAGACACACAGAGCCAAGACAUCCCACAAGAGAUGUCACCAGAAGAUAAGUUAUACAGGGCUGUUGUGCUUGGCCUUCCUGUUGUAGACAAAGGGAAACAGGAAGAAGUUUUACCUCAGGUUACAUUUAGUUGCUCUUACUCAGAGCUGUUGAGCAUCCCUGAAGAAUGGAGAACAGCCCCGGUGCCUACAUCCAAAGUCAAUGAAAUGAGGCAGAGGUUUCCAGAAGAAUGGUACCACUUCAUUUUGAGUCAGCUGGACUUUUUUCAUCUGAAAGAAAAGCCUUUCAAUUUACUUGAAGACCUUAUGAAAGACAAAGCUUUGAAAGACUUAUAUGUCCAUGGAGUACUGUCGUGUUGUUUUGGUCUGUUUGGACUGGAUAACACCGUGCCUGCCCCGAGCCACGUGUUCAGAGCCUACACUGGUGGCAUCCCAUGGUCUGUUGGUUUGGACUGGCUAACCGGCAAACCGGAGCUCUUCCAGCUUGCACUGAAAGCCUUCAGAUACACUUUUAAACUUAUGGUUGACAAAGCAAGCCUGGGUCCAGUUGAGAACUUCAAAGAGCUGGUUAACUAUCUGGAAGAAUAUGAAAACGACUGGUACAUCGGGCUGGUAUCGGAUCUUGAGUGGCAGCAAGCAGUUCUUCAGGAAAAGCCAUACCUUUUUUCACUGGGGCAUGACCCAAACAUGGGAAUUUACACCGGGCGAGUCCUCACUCUUCAGGAGUUGUUAGUACAAGUGGGAAAACUUAACGACGAAGCCGUCCGAGGUCAGUGGGCCAAUCUGUCCUGGGAGCUGCUGUACGCCACCAACGACGACGAGGAGCGGUACAGCAUCCAGGCACACCCCGUCCUGCUGCGCAACCUCACCGUGCAGGCUGCAGACCCACCCCUUGGCUACCCCAUCUAUUCUUCCGAACUGCUGCAUCUGCCUCUGCUCUAGCCCUUUUUAAUUAUUAUUUUGUAUUUUCCAUCUGCAUGCGGGGAAGCAAAUGUUCAUUGCUACAUCUGUGCACUGUAAAUUAGGUUUUACUCCCCAAAGGGCGUUGGGUGGCAGGGCCAAGCCAGCGGAUGGAAUGUGCAUGGAAAUGGUGCCGCCCAGAACCUUCAGCAGGCAGGAAGUUUUGAACCAGUUUCUUGUUGCUGGAACACGUGAGACACCGUUGCCCGUGCGGCUGACGAGCCAGGAGGUGCUGAAAUUCUCUUCUCCAGUUUAGAGAAGAGCAGCAUCAUUCCGAUCAUUAACUAUUUUUGGUGUGUUCUGAUUUUUUUAUAUAUAUAUUUUUUGUUCUUUUUAAUAGUUGGACAGGUGACUUGCACUGACAGUCAGGUUACAGCUCACUGUAGUACCGUGAACCACAGAGUUGGUAACCAAAGUGUACAUACAGCUAUUUAUAUGAUUUUUUUAUUAUUAUUAUUAUUCUGGCCAUUUUAUAUUUGACUGACUUCAAUUUCGGCAUUUGUUAAAAUGUAAGACUUUAGCUGAUCUUUCUUAGUUGUAGUAAGUUAUCAGCUCUGCUUUAACAAAGUAAGUUGUAAGGGAUGAUUUUUACCAAAGUACUUGUUUUGGGAGCAGAGAGAAUUUAUAUAAAAUUCUGUAUUCUGAAUACUUGUUUUGGGAGCAAAGAGAAUUUAUAUAAAAUUCUGCAUUCUGACACAUUAAACACCUGCGUGACCUACUGGUGAAAGCAGACGUGCAAUUAGGGGAGAGAAGGAAUUUAAGUCCAAAUGGCUUAAUUUCAUUUCCUCCUUCCAAUAUCCAUGUAUUUUUUUAUAUCUAAAAAUAUAUGUGGAUUUUUUUGCAAUCUACAUCCACAUCACUAACCAGUCUUCCACAAAUACAGCGAGAGCCUGAUGACAGGGAGCCAGAAUCCAGCUGUCUGUGCAAGAAUUAAUUUAUUAUUUGUUUUUUUAAGCCACACCAGAGGUCAGAACAGAAUUUUAAGGUUGGUUUGCAGUGUUACAGGUCCUUGAAGAGGGCUCUGGGUCAUCUCUCCAGUGGCUUGUUUAUCCUGUUGGUUACUGCUUGCCUUAGCAGGUAAAUGUGUUUUCCCUGUAGAUCAGUAGCUCCAGGGCGGUCGCUGCUGGCCUGUGCCAAGCAGGGGGUAGGGAAUUGUCUUUUUCAACCUGUAGAAUAGAUUUAAAUCAGCUCUGCUCUGUACUAGCUUAGAACACCCAGUGUUGUACAUUUUGGAGCAUGUUUAUUACUUGGCUGUUGGCCAUUUCUUUUGAUUGGUGACCAGAAAGGAUCUUAAAAAAAAAAAUAGGCAAAUGGUGGAGUGGAAUUCAGAUGUGGAAAGGAAACACCUGUCAGAGCCUGUGGUACAACACCUUCAUGUGCAGGAUGGAAUUCACACAGAACAUCGAUGGAAGCAGCUUUAGGAGGUGACUGUUGGGGGUGCAGGAGCAUAGAUGAGAAACUGCCAAUAACCUAAAGUCACCUGGCUUGGCCAUGAAUUGUGCCAGCAAAGAGAGUGAUGAAGCUGGUCCAGAAGGAGCUUUUAGAGAGCACCUACAUCGGCUCCAUCUCCAAAGGAACUAUUCCUGGCAAAUGUUUAAUCUGAUUAAAAACUUUCCAUACCAGGAGUAUCAUGAACUCGUCAGCUAGUUCCCUUCUUUGCUGUUCUUACAGCAGUUGGAAAGUUUGGAUUUUUCCCUACAUCUAAUUAAACCUCCCUGCCCCAUUGUAAGCCUUUUACUACUUGUUUUCUGUACCAUCACAGGAAAUUUACUUACCUUUUUUGCAGAAGCAGUCUUUUAUUUGAAGAUGAUUAUAAUUUCUGCCCUCCUCCUAUUUUUUCUGUAAAUUGAAUAAACCAGUUGAGAAAAGCUGAA
Molecule: messenger RNA, 5834 nt
Organism: Calidris pugnax (ruff)
Lineage: Eukaryota; Metazoa; Chordata; Aves; Charadriiformes; Scolopacidae
Gene: PCNX4
Product: pecanex-like 4 (Drosophila)
Exons: 13
Coding region: 397-3942 (1181 amino acids)
Cellular component (GO): membrane
Source: RefSeq, a predicted model, not a curated record